This is a messenger RNA of Gopherus evgoodei (Goodes thornscrub tortoise), 1444 nucleotides long. RefSeq names its product mitochondrial translational release factor 1 like (gene MTRF1L). The record is from RefSeq and is a predicted model, not a curated record. Gene Ontology annotation, biological process: translational termination. Gene Ontology annotation, molecular function: translation release factor activity. NCBI's taxonomy places the organism in Eukaryota, Metazoa, Chordata, Testudines, Testudinidae. Bases 1 to 1200 code for a protein of 399 amino acids. The transcript has 7 exons.
AUGCGGCUGCUCGCGCGGACUGUCCGCGCAGCGCAAGGGCUGCGCGCGGCCCCGCCCCCCGCCAGGAGCUGCCGCGGGGCCGCCGCCGGGGCCGCUGUGUGCGGGGGACGUGCCGCGCAGGAGCCGCGGCGCCCGCUGAGCUCCUGGCCCGGCCUGGAGACGCUGUUCGCCGCCCCCGCGCUGCGCCGCUUCCUAGAGGAGCAGGCGGGGGUUCGGGGCGGCCCCGAGCUGCGAGCGCGGAUACAGCGGCUGUGGGCAAAGGAGCAGGAGCUGCGGGACACGCAAGAACUAGCACGAGCAGAUGAGAAUGAAGAUUUGCAGAAGCUUGCAGAAGAGGAAAUAGUUUCCUGUCAGGAAGAGAUAACUGAAUUGAAGCGCCAGAUAGUAUUGCAUUUGAUUCCUUCAGAAGAAAUAGACAACAGUGAUUUGGUCAUGGAAGUAACUGCUGGAGUUGGUGGACAGGAAGCCAUGCUGUUCACUGCAGAGAUAUUUGAUAUGUAUCAACAAUAUGCUGCAUAUAAAAACUGGAGAUUUGAAAUACUGGAAUAUUUUCCAAGUGAAAUAGGUGGCCUGAGACAUGCAGCUGCCAGUAUAGCAGGUCUUGAAGCAUACAAGCAUAUGAAGUUUGAAGGAGGAGUGCACCGUGUUCAGCGAGUGCCAAAGACAGAAAAGCAAGGCCGUAUUCACACUAGUACAAUGACUAUUGCACUAUUACCCCAACCCAUGGAGAUCAAUCUGAUAAUUAAUCCUAAAGAUUUACAAAUUGAAACUAAGCGAGCCAGUGGAGCUGGGGGCCAGCAUGUAAAUACAACUGACAGUGCUGUACGGAUAGUUCAUAUUCCAACAGGUGUAGUGUCUGAAUGUCAACAAGAGAGAUCUCAAAUCAGAAAUAAAGAGAAGGCUAUGCAAAUGCUUCGUGCUAAACUAUACAGCAUCAAACUAGAAGAAGAGACAAGAAAGAGAUACAAUGCCAGAAAGAUUCAGAUUGGGACCAAAGGAAGAUCUGAGAAGAUCAGAACAUACAACUUUCCACAGGAUCGUGUAACUGACCACAGGAUAAACAGAACAGUGCAUCAUAUUGAAAGUUUUAUGUUAGGGGAAGAACUGCUAGAUGAAAUGAUAACAUCCCUGAGGGAAUAUGCGGAUUAUGAAACUUUAAUGGAAAUUAUUUCAGAAAAUGUAAAAACAAAUCUCACGUGAACGUUGUUCUUUGCUAAGCCCUGUAAUGACAGAUAUGGCUACUCUGACACAAAUUAGCAGCAUGGUUGUUUGCUGGAGCAUCACACAGGAGGUGUAAACUGCAAUUCAGAGCAUCAAAAAGCAUUAAUUUAUCUCUUCAUGACCGAUAAACAGUUUUUCCUACUUGCUGGAGUAAAAGACUAUAGACUCUUGUAUGAGAUGACUACAGUGUAGAAAAUCUAAAGUAAAUAUUAUUGCAUUUGAA